AUGCAACAAAUUUGCUCAUGCUCAAGCAAAUCAACCAAUCAGUGCACUGCAUUUCUUCAACACGCAACAAAUGUUUUUGUUGCGUGACAAGUUGAUUGGGCAAGGUGAAAUACGCGAAACAUCGACCCAAAAGUUGCAACAAAACAAUGUUGUGUGACAAGUUUAGGGUUUUUGUAUCUCAUAUCUCACCUCCGUAACACUGAAAGCAGGUGUAACAUGAAAAAGAAAGAAGGGAGAAGGACAAGGGAACAGGGGGAUAGACUGUGAUAGAUUGGUAUCCUGUCCAAGGGGAAUGAAAAAUACUCCUGGUCACUUCAUGUUAUAGAAAGCAGGAUAAAGCACUGGGAAAAAAUAUGAGCCCUCUAACUGCCCAGAAACUCUGGAAUGAGUUUUGUCAUUAAUGUGUGGGGUUAUAGCACAAAUGGUAGGGAUCAAGGACUAGGUUUCCCAAGGGUUUCCUCUUUCCUGAAAAUGCAUUUCCCCAGUAUUUUGUAACAUUUUUAUUUUGCUAGUUUUUCAAUAUUGGUUUUCAGUGAAAGUGGUCUGCAAUAGCAACAAACAAGUGAAGGGAGAAAACCCUUAAAAAUAAACAUGAUAGUUUUGUUUUAUGAAAGUCUGUUUGAAUAAUAUUAGACCUUUUUCCAUUUUUUAAAUUGAAGUAAGCCAAGUGAAAACCGAGCUACCAACACAAAAGAACUGUCCAAAUAUGCUGUCACCUAUGAAUGAUAAUGGUACAUGUGUCUUCAGUGACCACUGCAGCAAAGUCGUAUGCACAUCGCCGCCAGACGUUGAUACUGGGCCAAUUAGCCAUAUGGCUGUACAAGCCUUGGUAUGCAAUCAAUCAGUGAAAGCCAAUGUUAGCUUGGAGUCAUCUUCAGUGAAGUGGUCGCAUACAUUUAAAGAUGGCGAGAAAGUUGCUCUGCCGGAUGCCAUGAAACCAUCUGAUGCCCCUGCCAGUAUGAAACAAUUCUUGAUAGUUGAAUUGGAGAAACAUGGUCCAUACAACACGGACGUCCACUUUAAGUUAGUGCUAAUGUUUGAUUUUGGAUAUAUGAAUUACAACACCACUUUCCUUGAAGGAAAUUUAGAGGCUGCUGAAUGUGAAUGCCAUGUGACUGUGUUUCCAACACCAAUGAUAUCUGGUGGGGAUGAAGAGGACUGUCCAGAUAUUCAAUUGCCAGAUGGCAGCGAUGGCACAUGCUACCUCGAUAACCAUUGCAGCAAAGUCACAUGUUUGUCGCCGCCAGACAGUACUGGGCCAUUUAGCCACAUGGUCUUGACUGUACAAGCUUAUGGAUGCCAUCAUCAACCAGUGAAAGCCAAAGUUAGUUUGGAGUCAUCCUCAGUGAAGUGGUCGCAUACAUUUAAAGAUGGUGAGAAAGCUACAAUGCCUGACAAUAUGAAACCACCUGAUGUUCCUGCUGAUAUGAAAAUAUUCCUUGAGAUGGAAUUGAAGAAAAAUGGUGGCAAAGUUCACUUCAAGGUACAAAAAAUAAUAUAUUUUAAGGCAGCUUAAGGCAGUUUGUUUAAC
This is a messenger RNA of Orbicella faveolata, 1531 nucleotides long. RefSeq lists its product as uncharacterized. The record is from RefSeq and is a predicted model, not a curated record. NCBI's taxonomy places the organism in Eukaryota, Metazoa, Cnidaria, Anthozoa, Scleractinia, Merulinidae.